This is a messenger RNA of Ochotona curzoniae (black-lipped pika), 6631 nucleotides long. RefSeq names its product synemin (gene SYNM). Lineage: Eukaryota; Metazoa; Chordata; Mammalia; Lagomorpha; Ochotonidae. Bases 1 to 4368 code for a protein of 1455 amino acids. Gene Ontology annotation, cellular component: intermediate filament; sarcolemma; costamere. The transcript has 4 exons. Gene Ontology annotation, molecular function: structural constituent of muscle; structural constituent of cytoskeleton; intermediate filament binding. The record is from RefSeq and is a predicted model, not a curated record. Gene Ontology annotation, biological process: fast-twitch skeletal muscle fiber contraction; intermediate filament cytoskeleton organization.
AUGCUGUCCUGGCGGCUGCACACGGGCGACGAGAAGGCCGAGCUGCAGGAGCUCAACGCCCGGCUCUAUGACUACGUGUGCCGGGUGCGGGAGCUGGAGCGCGAGAACCAGCUCCUGGAGGAGGAGCUGUGCCGCCGCUGCGCGCAGGAGGACCUGUGGGUCCAGGGACAGGCUCGCUACGCCGAGGAGGCGCGCGGGCUGCGGCAGCAGCUGGAGGAGCUGAGCUGGACCACCGAGCGGGCCGAGAGCGAGUGCGAGGCGCUACGGCGCGAGCUGCGAGAGCUGCAGCAACUGGGGGCCGAGGCGCGCGCCGCCCGUGGCCGCCUGGACGCCGAGCUGGGCGCACGGCAGCGCGAGCUUCAGGAGGCGCUGGGCGCGCAGGCCGCCCUCGAGGCACUGCUGGGCCGUUUGCAGGCCGAGCGCCACGGCCUGGACGCGGCCCACGAGCGCGACGUGCGGGAGCUGCGCUCGCGUGCCGCCAGCCUGACCAUGCACUACCGCGCCCGCGUCUCCGGCCCCGCCGCGCCCCCGCCGGGCCUGCGACAGGUGCAUGACAGCUUCGCGCUGCUGGCCGCCGAGUCGUGGCAGGAGACGGUGCAGCUGUACGAGGACGAGGUGCACGAGCUGGAGGAGGCACUGCGGCGUGGCCAGGAGAGCCGGCGCGAGGCCGAGGAGGAGGCGCGGCUGUGUGCGCACGAGGCGGAGGCUCUGGGGCGCCAGGUGCUGGAGCUGGAGCAGCUGCGCGCGCGGCUGGAGGACGAGCUGCUGCGGAGGCAGGAGGAGUACGGGCUGCAGGCCGAGGAGCACCAGAGAAUGAUCGACUGCCUGGAGGAUGAGAAGGCGGCCCUCACCUUGGCCAUGGCUGACCGGCUUCGGGACUAUCAGGACCUUGUGCAGGUCAAGACUGGCCUUAGCCUUGAGGUGGCGACUUACAGGGCUUUGUUGGAGGGCGAAAGCAACCCGGAGAUCCUGAUCUGGACCAAGCACGUUGAAAGCACACUGCCAGAGCUCAAGAGCACGACCUACCGCUGCACUGACUCGCUGGUGCAGAGGGAGAAUGAACACAACCUGUUUGCCAGGCAGAAGGCGGCCCUGGAUUCUCACCUGCCUGGGCACCUACGGCCAAAGACCACCUCACUUAGCACAGGCACUGCGGGCAGAGGCCCUGCGGGCUCCGGGUACUCGUCCGUGGCCACCACCCAGCGGGAGUACUCUUAUGGGAAGACUUUUGAGGGUCAGAACGGCUUUGGGCUUUUCGGAGGCACCAGUGCCCGAGUGAAAACCCUCCCUGACAGACCGAAACCUGAAGGGGCCAGCGAUGCUCCCACUUACCUGGCCAAGGGGUCCACCAGCAUCCUGGAGUCACACUGGGAACGGCGGGACGAUGUGGUGGCACGUGGCUCUGACGGCGCAGGGCCAAAGGACAGGACCAUCCUUGUGGGAAGGAAGACAGAAGCGAAGGCCACGGGGGAACGGGAAAGGAGCAGGCCGGGAGCCAUCCGACCACAGCCAGUGGAGAAGAUGUUUGAUUCUAAGGAGAAGGCCUCAGAGGAGAGGAACUUGAGGUGGGAAGAGCUGACCAAGCUUGACAAGGAAGCAAGGGAGAGAGAAAGCCAGCAGAUGACAGAAAAAGCUGGAGCAAGGGAGUCCUCCAAGGGAAGCAGCAUGCGUGCUCGAGAGGUUUCCAUUAGUCUACAGGAAUCCCGGGCUGUGAGGCCAGAGGUGUCCCCCAAGGGUUUGCCAGGCACAAAGGAAGCAGGGGGCAGUAGCGGUGGGGAGGUGGGCACGAGAGAGCCAGGGUUGAGGCUGGGCCCCGGAGACGCCCGCAGCUCUCCGCGUAGCGGGUCCCCCACAGAGACGGUGGCUCAGAAUAUCGUGACCAGCAUCCUCAAGCAGUUCACCCAGGCUCCCGAUGCCGAGCCAUCCACCCACGCUCUGCCUGACACAAAGGUCACCUACAUGGACAGGAAAGAGCUGCCCGGGGCUGGGAGGACAAAGACCGAGAUCGUGGUGGAAUCGAGGCUCACACAGGCUGUGGACGUUUCGGAUGAGGCCGGUUUGGAGACCCUCUUGGGCCAGGGUGCGGGGGACGACGUGAGCCUGCAGGGCAAGUCGGCAGAGCGGCUGAUUGGUGACAUCAUCGACCUGGGACUGAAGGGCAGGGGCGGGAGAGCCAAGGUGCUCAACGUGGAGAUCGUGGAGGAGCCCACGGGCUACGUGGGGGAGAGGAAAGUGGGAGAGCCGCCCACUCCCUUCCGGGUAGAGGAGGUGGAUGAUGAGGUUCCAGGCCCCCAGAGGCUUGUGGAGGAAGAGGAGGGGGACGCAGAUGGUGAUGUCAUGUUCUCAGCCCAUGGGCGUCAAAACAGAACCCGAGUGGAAGAGGUGACAGAGUCAGGUGACUCGGAAGGGGAGCAGAGCUAUUUCGUGUCCACCCCGGACGAGCAGCCUGGGGCUCAGGACGAAGACGAUGGCUCAGUGUACGGGCAGAUCCACAUCGAGGAGCAGUCCAGCAUCCGGUACUCAUGGCAGGAUGAGAUCGCACAGGGCACACGCAGGCGGAGACCGAGGGACGAGGCCGGCGGGGAGAAGGUUGUGCAGGCUCUGGAUGUCCCCGUGGCUACCUCGGAGGGGGACGUGGCAUCCGUUCACUGGAGGGAGCAGGCCAGUGGCGAGUUGCGCGUGGAGCCCACGGUCAUUGAGAAAGAGAUCAGGGUCCCGCAGGAGUUCCGCACCUCCAUCCAGGGCGUCUCCAAGGAGCCGCGUGACCAGAUGGCUGAGGUGAUCGGGCAGCUGGAGGAGACCCUCCCAGCACGCAUGAGGGAGGAGCUGUCGGCCCUGACCCGGGAGGGCCCGGGAGACCCAGGCAGUGUCUCGGUGGACGUCACGAAGCUGCGGGCCGCCAGUGGUGGCUCCGUGACCUUGCUCGCCAAGGUCAACCUCUCCCAGACCGUGGAUGCCGAUCAGCUGGACCUGGAGGAGCUGAGCAAAGAUGACGCUGGGGAGAUUGAGAAGGCCGUGGAGUCAGUGGUGCGGCAGAGCUUAGCCGGGCACCGCGGCCGUGCCCCAGGCAGCCCAGAGGCAGAUGAUGGUGCCGAGGCCCCCGCUGCCAGCUUCCGCUUCAAGCGCUGGGCCACUAGGGAACUCUACAGCCCUUCUGAGGAUGGGGCAGAUGCUGGGCCAGAGCUGCCGGCCUCCCCAGGCCCCGUGUCGGCCACUGUGGAGGUCAGCGGCCCCACAGGCCUGGCCCAGUCGCCCGUGUUGGAGGACGUGAAUUUGUCCAAGCGGCGCGUGCAGCUGGGCCCUGGCAGCAUCUGGAGGACUGAGAGCGCGUCGAGCGUGGGAGCCGCUGCUGGAGCCGGGGAGGUAAGUGUGGAGGGCGGCCUGGGCCCGAGUCAGGCAGGGACCAGCCGCUCCAUGAGGCACGUCACCUUGGGUUCCCAGCAAAGCCAAGUGUUCCAAGAAGUCGUCUUCCGCAGCCCCAGCCCCGCCUGGCAGCAGGCUGUGGGCACAGAAGAGCUGCCUGGAGAUACGGAUGGACUGAACCAGCAGUUCCGUGCCGAGAAGGAAGUGACGGUGCAGGGGCCCGGGGCCGGGGCUGGGGCAGGCCAAGAGGGUAUCCAGACCUCUGUAAGGCACCUGCAGUUGGCCCCUAAGGAAGGGCCCCGCGGGCCCAUCGAGUUCACGGUGCCUUUCUCAGAGCACAGUGGGCUGAGCCUGCAGGGAGACUCUGAGCAUCCUCAGGAGGAGGGCUUGGGGGUCAGCACAGCCGUGAGGCACAUCCGCCUCGGGCCGCAGACCAGCGGGCAGGUGGUCUUCGAGGGGCUGGGGCCUGGGUCAGGGGAGCUGAGUGAUUCAGAGAGGGUGGUCCACAGUGAGGCCAGAACGGUCCGUGUGACCGAGAAGAGCAUCUUCCAUGGCAUGGUGGAUGGGGAGGGGGACCCGGCGGGGGCAGGAGGGACCACCAGCCUCAGCCGGUCCUUUAGGCACAUUCAGCUGGGUCCCACGGAGACUCAAGGCCUGGGACACUUUGUUGUCCACGCCCCUGUGACCAAAACCUUUGCCCUAGUAGGCUCAGCUGGCGCUCCUGAGCCGGGCCAGGCGGCAGAUGGCAGUCCCGUGGCGCGGGGGCCUAGGGAGACCUCCUUUACCUUUCAGAUGGCUGUGAGUGAUGUAGAGGCGGGCACAGAGGCCCGAGGCGCCUGGACAGACGCUGGCGGCGAGAAGGGCGAGGAGCGGGCCGGGUUGGAUAGGACGGUGCAGCUGCAAAGGAUGGUGGACCAGAGGUCGGUGGUCUCAGACGAAAAGAAAGUCGCCCUCCUCUAUCUAGACAACGAGGAGGAGGAGGACGGAGACGGACACUGGUUUUGAGGAGCAGAGGUAUUUUGCGUGGGUGGCAGCUUGGCCAUGGCAGCACGCAUACAGGCUGCUGCUCACCUGGGCAGCGUGGGGUCCUUCCGUGGAGGAGCAUUGCACACAGUGGCAGUUUUCUGCAGGGGUCGGAAUUGCAUCCUUUCAGGUGCUGGAAUUGCACGUAGGAGCUGGGCAUUUACAGAGCACUUUGUAACCCUUGUAACCUUCAACAGCUCCUUUUCCGAAGGCUCCUGAGGAGUCUCCUGGGCCCUCUGGAGAACAUGUCUGUUAUUUUGUACCUGGUUACAGAUACGGGUGGUAUCUGUUCGAAACGCUGGUCAGUCAUCCCUUGGCGAGAUGCCUAAAUGCUAACCCGGUUUAAGUUAACUUGUUCAAGAGUAUUGUGUGCUGUGUGCAUGUGCUAAUAUCAAUAACAAACUAAUAUAUUCAGGGAAAAAUUAUGGCUUUUCUCUUCCCAAAGGCUUCCAAAAAGCAAUCAUAGAAAAUCAGCAGCCUGCUUGUGCUUAAAAAAAAAAAAGGCUGAAUUACUUCAUCUUUAACCAAAGAGUCGCUUGAGACGUAAUUUACUUUCUAUGUGAAAGAUACAGAAAUGGUGCCUUAUUUACAGAGGGACCGGCUGUAGUCAGCGGGGAUAUUUCAGACCAUACAUGCUGUUUGCACAGGUCUCCUGUGCUGAACUCAGGAGUAGGGGACAAGGGCACUGGGACCCACUGGCAUCCCAUUCCUUUUUUUGUAUUGUUUCUGCCAUCCCAGGUGGUGAGGUGGCAGCACCCACAGUCUGUGGUGACCCGAGGUCUGGGUGAGCCAGGUCCUAUCCAGGUGUGAGCUGGAGCUGCUGUGUACCGUAGACCCUGGCUCCGUAUCGCCAGGCUUCCUGGGUGGGACAAGGGAGACCUGAGGACACGAUGUUGACCCCCCCAGAUCAUGGCAUAGACCGUCAACGUGGCUGGAAGUGGGAAAGGCGAGGAGCCUGUCCUGUCAAAACGCUUCUCAACCCACGGCCCCAAGGGAAGGUCUCUGAGCUCCAGAAGAGACAGGAAGCAACAGCCGUUUAACAAACCCUCCAGGAAGCUUCAGGCACUUUCAGUAGCAAUCGCUGCUGUUGGGGCACAUUGUCCAGAGAACUAGAAUAAGAUGCUUUGGAAAGGAACAGGGUGCCCCUGCUGCAACCUGGUGCUGGGUACCCGGGAUGGGCCGUGGUGGAGGAGGAUGGCCCUACCCUCACAGGCCACGGGAUGGGGACCUGCAGUUGCAUACCACCCACUUUGAGAUAGAAGGCGAGUGUCUGCAGUUGCAUCUGCUUUUUGCGCACCAGUGGUAUUUGCAGUUUCCGUCUUUAAAAGCCUAUGUUCACAUACAAACAGUAGCUGUAGCUGACCAGCUUCUCACACGGUGGUGUCUGAGCUGUGCUUCCCUAACACAGUGUCCUGGAACACUGAGCAGUCCCAUGGGAGAGGAUUGUGACCAUGGGGACGGAGGCGGGGAGGGAUCGGUUCUGAAGCCACACAUAGGAACCGCGCACAGAGCAGUGGGUUUGAUGGUGUGGUGGGGACUGCUUUGCAGGGCUUUGGCAUCUCCAGCACAGCCCAGGGUGUGCCAACUGCAGCCUGGCUGUGACUGGUGAUAGGUUUGUGUGACUUCUGUGUGGGAAUUCAGGCAGGCUCAGAGCCUGCUGCUGGAUGGUGAGACAGACAUCUGUGAGCGGUGUUAAGUGGGCUCAGCUGGAGGGCACUGUCCCAGCCUAUAAACUUGCAAAUGGCUGCUGGGGCACCACAGGUCGUUAAUUCCAUGACCUUCGUCAGCUUCAUGCUGGGGAGUCAGUGUCUCAUGUUAAUUUCCACCUCUGAGGUUGAACGCACCUCUCCCUGUAGCAUGCUGUUAGGGUGAUGGUGUCUGGAUCGCCCAGGUGCAGGGGUGCCACUGGCACAGUGGCAGGUGACACCACAGGCAGGGUGGGGACACAGCCAGUCUUUUCCUCCUCACAGAUGGGCUGUUUUGGCAAAGCAGCAUCCACCGAGCGUUUGCAACUUCCUGCUGGUUGUUUUGAUAUGUUGAUGUGUAUUUAGAGUGGAAUCAUCAGAGCAGUUGAUUUUGCUAACCUCCUGUUCCUUACUAAGGGAAGUGUCACAUGAAUGUAUAACAAUAAAAAUCAGAGGGGAAAUAAAACCCCUGACGUUGUUCCUAAAGAGAAUGAAAUGUUUUCCAGCAGAUGUUGACGUGCUUUCUCUUUGAAACCCCGAUUAAAGCAAGCGUGUUUGCA